Molecule: messenger RNA, 1110 nt
Organism: Suillus clintonianus
Lineage: Eukaryota; Fungi; Basidiomycota; Agaricomycetes; Boletales; Suillaceae
Product: U1 snRNP 70K protein
Exons: 6
Coding region: 1-1110 (369 amino acids)
Biological process (GO): mRNA splicing, via spliceosome
Cellular component (GO): U2-type prespliceosome; precatalytic spliceosome; U1 snRNP
Molecular function (GO): mRNA binding; U1 snRNA binding
Source: RefSeq, a predicted model, not a curated record
AUGCCUGGCACACAUCUCCUCCCGCCAAAUCUUCUAAAACUAUUUGCACCUCGACCGCCUCUUCCUUAUGCACGACCGGUCGGCAAAGACAUCCACCGCGUUACUUCCAAAGAUGUCGAUGGCGUUGCAAGUAUCCUAGCACGACUCAGGGAAGCCUCGACUGCAACAUUGAUUGCAGGGAACGGAGAAGUAGGAGACGGGAUGGAAGAAGGCGAAGAACCUGCUUUCACACUGGCCGAAGAAACCAAAAGGCAAAUUCGGCGAGAGGAACGCAAAAAGAAAAAGACGGAAGAGUUCAAGAUCGCUAAGGAGACCUACAAGCCUGCGGACGAUGCGGAAGCCAUUGGGGACCCGUAUAAAACGCUCUUCAUAUCACGUCUGAAUAAAAACGCAACCGAAAGUGACCUUCGACGCGAAUUCGAGAGCUUCGGCACCAUUGAACGGGUAAGACUGGUGCGGGACCAGAAAGGCCGGUGCAGAGGUUAUGCAUUCAUUGUCUACGAGCGCGAACGAGAUAUGAAAGCGGCUUACAAGGAAUCUGAUGGUUUGCAUAUCAUGGGCAAGCGCAUACUGGUCGAUGUCGAACGAGGCCGGACUGUAAGAGGGUGGAAACCCCGUCGUCUCGGUGGAGGUCUUGGUGGACGCCCUAAACCAGUUGAACAACCUGUAUUACCCCCUCCGAGAGUUCCCGGUGGACGUGGUGGUUUUGCAGGGGGUGGUGACGGGGGCGGCGGUGGCGGCGGCUUUGGAGACCGGGGAGGCGGCUUUGGAGACCGAGGUGGUGGUUUCGGGGACCGGGGUGGUUUCCGGGGCGGAGGUGGAGGUGGCUUUCGAGGAGGACGUGACGAUGGCUACAGGGGGGGCGGUCGAGGCGGCGGCGUUGGUUACCACGGAGGUGGAUUUGGUGGUGAUGCUCCUGCUGCUAAUGGCUUCGGCCCUCCAGGUGCACAAGUUCCUGGUGGUCCGGGCGGCUUUGGCGGUCCUCCACAACAAGGCUAUGGACCACCAGGGGGCGGCUUCGGACCAGGUAGAGGUGGAUUCCGUGGAGACCUCAAACGAGAAGGACCUGGUGGGUACGAUGACAGGGACGCUAAACGACCGCGAUAUUAG